AUGCACAGAACUUACUCCUUGAGAUCUCAGAAGGCUCCCACCGCUGCUCAAUUGCAGUCGCCCCCACCUCCACCAUCCUCCACCAAGUCCAAGUUCUUCGGUAAAGGCGGCAUCACCUCCACCUUCAGAAAGAACUUGGCUGGUGCCACCGGUCCUGAGUUGCUGAGAAAAUUGGCUCAAUUCAUUAAGAUGGAGAAGAACGUGAUGAGAGCCAUCGAAUUGACUGCCAGAGAGCGUCGUGAAACCGCCAAGCAGUUGUCCCUUUGGGGUGAGGAGAACGACGAGGAUGUCUCGGACGUUACCGACAAAUUGGGUGUUUUGAUUUACGAGAUUGGUGAGUUGGAAGACCAGUUCAUUGACAAGUAUGACCAGUACAGAAUCACCUUGAAGACAAUCAGAAAUAUUGAAUCUUCUGUCCAGCCUUCGAGAGACAGAAAGCAGAAAAUCACCGAUGAGAUUGCUCACUUGAAGUACAAGGACCCUCAAUCGCCAAAGAUCUCUGUCUUGGAGCAGGAAUUGGUCAGAGCGGAGGCUGAAUCUCUCGUUGCUGAGGCCCAGUUGUCCAACAUCACCAGAGAGAAGUUGAAGGCUGCUUUCAACUACCAGUUUGACGCCAUUAGAGAAUUGGCUGAGAAAUACGCUCUCAUAGCCGGUUACGGUAAGGCUUUGUUGGAGUUGUUGGACGAAUCCGCUGUCACCCCAGGUGAGACCAGACCAGCUUACGACGGUUACGAGGCCUCUAAGCAGAUCAUCAUUGACGCUGAGAACGCUUUGGCUUCGUGGACUCUUGAUGCUGCUGCCGUCAAGCCAACCUUGUCCUUGCACCAAGGUGAAGAGGGCGAGGAGCCAGAGGCUUCUGAGUUGUACGAGGCUGAGGAGGAGUUUGCUAAGCACGAUGACACCAACAACGGUGUUGCCGCUUAG
This is a messenger RNA of Candidozyma auris, 924 nucleotides long. RefSeq names its product lipid-binding protein LSP1 (gene PIL1). The transcript has a single exon. Gene Ontology annotation, biological process: eisosome assembly; endocytosis; negative regulation of protein kinase activity. Gene Ontology annotation, molecular function: lipid binding. Lineage: Eukaryota; Fungi; Ascomycota; Pichiomycetes; Serinales; Metschnikowiaceae. The record is from RefSeq and is a predicted model, not a curated record. Gene Ontology annotation, cellular component: plasma membrane; eisosome filament. The coding region runs from base 1 to 924 and encodes 307 amino acids.